AGGGGUGCUUCCAGGCCGCUCACACUCUUGAGUGAGGCUCGGCGUAAGCAUCAGCAAUCAUGUCUAGUGACAAAUCCAAAUCCUCUUCCCAGACUGAUGGGAAGGCUGCUCAGAGCAAGAAGUCAGAGUUCGGCCUGACUUCUUACAAGAUGUUGGUGUUCGACCAGGAGAACUUCCAGGGCCGCAUGAUUGAGAUCAGCAGCGAGGUGAUGAACAUCUGUGAGCUGGGCAUGGAACGCGUGCGCUCUCUCCGUGUGGAAACCGGCCCAUUCGUGGGCUUUGAGCAGAUAAAUCUCUGCGGUGAGAUGUACAUCCUGGAGAAGGGCGAGUAUCCUCGCUGGGACUCCUGGAGCAACUGUCAGAAGAAUGACUACCUACUGUCCUUCAGGCCUGUUCGAAUGGACCCUGAUAAGCACAAGAUCUGCCUGCAUGAAGUGGGAGAGUUCAAGGGCCGCAAGAUGGAGAUCAUGGACGAUGACGUCCCCAGCCUGUUCUCCUACGGAUUCACCGACAGAGUGGGCAGCAUCAUCGUCAGCUGCGGAACCUUUGUGGGUUACCAGUUCCCCGGCUACCGUGGUAGUCAGUACCUGCUGGAGAAGGGCGAGUUCAGGCACUUUAACGAGUACGGCGCCCGCACCCCUCAGCUGCAGUCUGUGCGCCGUAUCCGCGACAUGCAGUGGCACCAACAAGGCUGCUACACCCUGGCCACCAAGUGAGGCUCGGGAAAGGAGAGAAAGAGAAAGAGCGGAAGUGAGGGAGAGGGGCGCAAGAAGAGGGGAAGGGGAAGAGACGUCUAAGGCCUUACCUGAUCACGGCCGAAAAGCAGUGAGGCUCUCCUUGACCUGGACCUCAUCUCGUGGAAAGGAUAUCCAUUCCUCACUGUCCAUUUUUCUCUUUCUCCCCUAUGGGCUGAGCUUAGUUUCUCCCCUUUCUCUCCCCCCCCCCUUUUUUUUUUUUUUUUUAAUGUUUAGUCCCUAUCUUCAUUCUCCUACAAAGCUCUGAAGAAGGAACAAGACACCUAUUGCAAUUUUACACAAGAUUCGUGAUUCAGGGUACAAUGCACUAUGGGAAAAAGAGUCUUUAGCACCUCCUGCUCUGGCCCCUGUGUAUUGCACAUACACUCUGCUGUACAGAAUCCUGGCCAAGUUUUCAAUAAAAACAACAAUUGUUUCAAAGA
This is a messenger RNA of Syngnathus acus (greater pipefish), 1177 nucleotides long. RefSeq names its product crystallin, beta B1, like 1 (gene crybb1l1). The record is from RefSeq and is a predicted model, not a curated record. The transcript has 6 exons. Bases 60 to 716 code for a protein of 218 amino acids. NCBI's taxonomy places the organism in Eukaryota, Metazoa, Chordata, Actinopteri, Syngnathiformes, Syngnathidae. Gene Ontology annotation, molecular function: structural constituent of eye lens. Gene Ontology annotation, biological process: visual perception; lens development in camera-type eye.